AUGGCUUGCGUUGCGAGACAGCCCCCUGAUGCACCGCACAAGGCUCACAAACUUGCCGGCUUCCUGACGUCAGAGGAGGAUCUGUUCAUCAAGACUCAUCUUGGCGAGCCCAAUGUCGACGUCGCUAGCUGGAGGUUAUCCGUGAGCGGCCACGUCGAACAACCAUUGUCUCUUUCGUUCGACGAGCUGCUCCAGUUCCCGCAAGCAAAGGUCACGGCCUUUCACAAGUGCGCCGGCAGCCCGUUGUUCCCACUCGCGCCAACUCCGGGUGACGUUGGCAACGUCGUCUGGUCGGGCGUCCGCCUGUCCGACGUACUGGAUGCGGUGAGGCCACAUCGCGACGCGGCCUUGGUCUGGUCGAGCGGCCAGGACUUUGGGUCCUAUCGCGGGGCGGAUCCCCAGCACUUCGGCAAGGAUCUGCCCCUGGAGCGGGCGCGGCGACCAGAGGUGCUCCUCGCCACGCAUCUCAACGGCGAGCCUCUCACGCGACGCCACGGGGGACCAGUCCGGCUGGUGGUCCCCGGCUUCUACGCGACCAACUCGGUGAAAUGGCUGCACUCUCUGCGAGUCGCGACGGAGCGCUCGCCAAGCAUCUUUACGACCAAGUACUACAACGAUCGGAUCGAGCGCCCCGACGGCACUAUCGCGACUGCUCCCGUCUGGGCGAUUGCACCCGAUUCCGUCAUCAUCUCACCGCUUCCAGGCGCGGACUGCGGGGGCAGCGUCGUUGUUUCGGGCUGGGCUUGGAGCGACGAGGAGAUUGCGACGGUGGAGGUGAGCCUCGAUGGCGGACGGUCCUGGCAGGCUGCCCGCUUGGAUGCGCGAGAGGCGUAUUCUUGGCAGGCGUUCCGGCUUGAUGUGACGAGCCUGCCCUCCGGCUGCCAUCGAGCUCUCAGCCGAGCGACGGACAGAGCAGGGAGAGUCCAACCGAUCACUGGAGCACGGAAUGCCUCGGUGCCAGUUGACAUUAUGGUCUCCGAAUAA
Purpureocillium lilacinum is the source of this 984-nucleotide messenger RNA. RefSeq lists its product as uncharacterized. Gene Ontology annotation, molecular function: molybdenum ion binding; molybdopterin cofactor binding; heme binding. The record is from RefSeq and is a predicted model, not a curated record. Gene Ontology annotation, biological process: sulfur compound metabolic process. Gene Ontology annotation, cellular component: mitochondrion. NCBI's taxonomy places the organism in Eukaryota, Fungi, Ascomycota, Sordariomycetes, Hypocreales, Ophiocordycipitaceae.